AUGGCCCAGGGGGCAGUGUUCAGUAUCGUAAAGAUACCGCUGUAUGGCAGGCUUGGGGCAAGAGCCACUCCUCCUGAUAAAGGAGUUGUAGGACCUUGCUCCAGUUCUUGUGGAGGGCUGCUCUCAGACUGGCAAUUUCUCGAGCAUCCGAGCAUCCGAGGGCUCAAAACCCCUCCGGAUAAUCGCACCUUGGUGACUGUGAACUUUUUAUCAGCUCUUGUUACUGUGCUGCUCAAAAAGCAUCUGCCUAUAGAACUCAUUGGGAGCUGCCAGCAGGUGGCAGUAACCCUGACAGCUCUGUCACUGCUGUUUAAAACAAGCAAGAGGCCAGCUGGGGCGCGGCGGACUGCGCGGGCGGUGGGACUCCGCUUAGUUUCCGGUGCGGCGAACACCAAAGUCCGGGAACCGAGGCAUUUUCAGGUUUUAGGGUUGUUACGAAGCUGCAGGAGCGAGAUGGAGGUGGACGCACCGGCUGGUGAUGGUCAAGACGGUCCCCGGGAGCGGCGAGGCCAGAGCGAGGCAGGGAGGCAGAACCUCGAUGUGCGGCCUCAGUCCGGGACAAACGGGCUUCCUAAACACUCCUACUGGUUGGACCUGUGGCUCUUCAUCCUUUUCGACGCGGUGGUAUUUCUCUUCGUGUAUUUUUUGCCAUGAGUCAUUUCGUGAUACCCAUAUUAAGAAGUUCGUUCUUGAGUGAAUUCUGAAAAUGGCUACAAACGUCUUGAAUAAAGAAGACAGGACUCUCAACAGAAGAAUUUCAAAUCUCCAAGGGACCCUUCCUUUCAUUUUACACUUUGUUACUAAUUUGCAGAACUCUAUUAAAUUGGUAGGAUUUCACCCAUUCCUAAGUUGUUAAAAUUAAACUCUUUGGUUCAUGUUUAAAAACGUUUCAGACAUCCGAUGGCUUUACAGGGGCUGAAUAGAAAAACAUUUGUACUUAAA
Cebus imitator (Panamanian white-faced capuchin) is the source of this 942-nucleotide messenger RNA. RefSeq lists its product as uncharacterized. The coding region runs from base 1 to 654 and encodes 217 amino acids. NCBI's taxonomy places the organism in Eukaryota, Metazoa, Chordata, Mammalia, Primates, Cebidae. The transcript is spliced from 2 exons. The record is from RefSeq and is a predicted model, not a curated record.